Molecule: messenger RNA, 2430 nt
Organism: Saccharomyces eubayanus
Lineage: Eukaryota; Fungi; Ascomycota; Saccharomycetes; Saccharomycetales; Saccharomycetaceae
Gene: GLN4
Product: glutamine--tRNA ligase
Exons: 1
Coding region: 1-2430 (809 amino acids)
Biological process (GO): glutaminyl-tRNA aminoacylation; translation
Cellular component (GO): cytoplasm; cytosol
Molecular function (GO): glutamine-tRNA ligase activity; ATP binding
Source: RefSeq, a predicted model, not a curated record
AUGUCGUCUGUGGAAGAAUUGACUCAUCUCUUUUCCCAAGUUGGGUUUGAAGAUAAUAAAGUUAAGGAGAUCGUCAAGAAUAAAAAGGUUUCCGACUCUCUUUCCAAAUUGAUUAAGGAGACACCUUCCGAUUACCAAUGGAACAAAUCUACUAGAGCACUAGUGCACAAUUUAGCUUCCCUUAUAAAAGGUGCUGACCUUCCUAAGUCUGACUUGAUUAUUAGUGGUAUUAUCAAUGGUAACUUAAAGACGUCUUUGCAAGUCGAUGGGGCAUUCAAAUAUGUGAAAGCUAAUGGCGAUGCAUCUACCGUGGACGGUAUGAAUGAAAACUCUGGUGUGGGUAUUGAAGUCACCGAGGAUCAAGUCAGGAACUAUGUUAUGCAAUACAUUCAAGAAAAUAAAGAAAGCAUUAUGAAGGAACGUUACAAGCUAGUACCUGGCAUUUUCGCUAAUGUUAAAAACUUAAAGGAAUUAAAAUGGGCUGACCCACGUAGUUUUAAGCCAAUUAUUGACCAAGAAAUUCUAAAACUUUUAGGCCCAAAGGACGAAAGGGACUUAGUCAAGAAAAAGGUCAAGAAUAACGAAAAAAAGAAAACUACUUCUGCCAAGAAAACUUCUGAUGAUUCCGCCACAACCGGCCCAAAGAGAACCAUGUUUAAUGAAGGUUUCUUGGGUGAUUUGCAUAAGGUCGGCGAAAACCCACAAGCUUACCCAGAGUUAAUGAAAAAACAUCUGGAGGYUACAGGUGGUAAAGUCCGCACUAGAUUCCCACCGGAACCCAAUGGUUAUUUGCAUAUUGGUCAUUCUAAAGCUAUCAUGGUCAACUUCGGCUACGCCAAAUACCACGGUGGCACUUGCUAUUUAAGAUUUGAUGAUACCAACCCAGAAAAGGAAGCUCCUGAAUAUUUUGAAUCUAUCAAGAGAAUGGUCUCUUGGCUAGGUUUCGAACCAUGGAAAAUUACUUAUUCCAGUGAUUACUUUGACGAACUAUAUGGAUUGGCUGAAGUUCUGAUCAAUAAUAACAAAGGUUAUAUCUGCCAUUGUACUGCGGAGGAUAUCAAAAGAGGACGUGGUAUUAAAGAAGAUGGUACCCCAGGUGGUGAAAGAUUUGCUUGUAAACAUCGUGAUCAAUCGAUAGAGCUAAACUUGCAAGAGUUCAGAAACAUGAGGGAUGGCAAAUAUAAACCUGGUGAAGCUAUUUUAAGAAUGAAACAAGACCUAGGUUCACCAAGUCCACAAAUGUGGGAUUUGAUUGCUUAUAGAGUCUUGAAUGCUCCACAUCCAAGAACUGGUACUAAAUGGAAGAUAUACCCUACUUAUGACUUUACCCAUUGUUUAGUAGAUUCUAUGGAAAAUAUCACUCAUUCUUUGUGCACCACUGAAUUUUACCUAUCCAGGGAAAGUUACGAAUGGUUAUGUGACCAAGUUCAUGUCUUUAGACCUGCUCAAAGAGAAUAUGGUCGUUUGAACAUUACUGGUACAGUUUUAUCCAAGAGAAAGAUUGCUCAGCUAGUAGAUGAAAAAUUCGUUAGAGGCUGGGAUGAUCCAAGGUUAUUCACCCUUGAAGCUAUUCGCAGACGUGGUGUCCCACCUGGUGCCAUUUUAUCAUUUAUUAACACUUUGGGUGUUACAACAAGUACUACAAACAUUCAAGUUGUCAGAUUUGAAAGCGCCAUUAGAAAGUACCUAGAGGAUACUACACCAAGAUUAAUGUUUGUCUUGGAUCCUGUUGAAGUUGUUGUAGACAAUUUAACUGACGACUUUGAAGAAUUGGCAACUAUUCCAUUCAGACCUGGUACUCCAGAAUUCGGCGAGAGAACUGUACCAUUUACAAACAAAUUCUAUAUCGAAAGAUCAGACUUCUCAGAAAAUGUCGAUGAUAAAGAAUUUUUCAGAUUAACUCCAAACCAAUCAGUUGGUUUGAUCAAAGUUUCUCACACAGUUUCCUUCAAAAGCUUGGAAAAAGAUGAAACUGGUAAAAUCAUAAGAGUCCACGUUAACUAUGAUAAUAAGGUUGAAGAAGGUACGAAGCCAAAGAAACCAAAGACUUAUAUUCAAUGGGUUCCAGUCUCUUCUAAGUACAACUCUCCAUUAAGAGUUGUUGAAACUAGAGUUCACAACCAAUUGUUCAAAUCUGAAAAUCCAUCGUCUCAUCCUCAAGGUUUCUUAAAGGAUAUUAAUCCAGAAAGUGAAAUCGUUUAUAAAGAAUCUGUUAUGGAACACAACUUUGGCCACGUUGUCAAAAACAGUCCAUGGGUCGUUGAUUCUGUCAAAAAUUCGGAAUUUUACGUCGGGGAAGAUAAGGAAGCUAAGGAAGUUUGUAGAUUCCAAGCUAUGAGAGUAGGAUAUUUUACUUUGGAUAAAGAUAGUACAGCUGAUAAGGUCAUUUUGAAUAGAAUUGUUAGUUUAAAGGAUGCCGCUUCCAAAUAA